UAGCUUGGCUCGCAAUGUUUGCAUAUGGCUAAGUGAAAUCUAGAUUGAAGCAUGCACCUCAAAUUAUGACUCGGUCCAAUUUUUGAUAAUUUUUGGAGGUCGAGACUUUCGUCGUUCACGGCACCUCGGCUUAUUUUACUUUGUUUUUUCAAUGAAGCUACAUUCAGGAACGUUGCAGCCCCAUUUUAAGACCUGGAUUUGAUGCACUGAAUAUGACAGCCCCGCUGAUCGUCCAAAUGAACUCUGAAGGAAAAUGGGAGAAUACAAGGCCUGCAAACAUGGACGAAGAACGUCUUAAACAAGUUAUUCAACAUUUAGUCAAGUCUGACGCAAUUUCUGCUGCUCAAAGCUAUUGCUGUCAAUGUGCUGCGGAAAACCAGUUACCAAAGACCAGUCCACAAUACAUACCUGUGGUUAUGAUGCCGAUAUAUUCUGCUGAUAAAUGCCCUUUUGACAUGGAUUGUGAAGUUGAAAAGAUUAAAGAAGCAGAGAAGAGUAAAACAAAGAAACCAAGCAAGAAGAACAAAUCAGAAGUUGAGGCAAAGGAAGAGAAAGAGAAGGAUAAAAUUAAGCGCACAAAAAAGCGUGGUUUUGUUAUGCAACGUCUUACAGACUUCGAUUUAUUAUCGCAAUGGUGAUACUAAA
Helicoverpa zea (corn earworm) is the source of this 645-nucleotide messenger RNA. RefSeq lists its product as uncharacterized. Lineage: Eukaryota; Metazoa; Arthropoda; Insecta; Lepidoptera; Noctuidae. The record is from RefSeq and is a predicted model, not a curated record. The transcript has 3 exons. Bases 213 to 638 code for a protein of 141 amino acids.